Messenger RNA from Rotaria sp. Silwood1, 423 nucleotides. The record is from the annotation of a GenBank genome assembly. NCBI's taxonomy places the organism in Eukaryota, Metazoa, Rotifera, Eurotatoria, Philodinida, Philodinidae.
AUGCGUUACAUGCAAGAUAAUUCAUCAGUUAUUGUUGAUGGUCGUGGUAAUCAAGCUUAUAUAUUAGCUACAGGUCCAAUAUAUGAUGAAUGGGUUCGAAAUAAUUAUGAACUUCAAGUUUGGCAAACAUAUUUUAAAAUGGGCACACAAGAUAAACAUUGGGCAAAAGAAGUCAUUACAUGUACAAAAAAACCUCAAGCGAGUGCUACAAUCACGAACCUACAAGUUCAAUUAAGUACUUAUUGGACUCAAACUACAGCUGGUGCAAUAAAUCCAAUAACUGCAACAACUUCAUCAGCACCAGCAAAUACUGGUCGAAUUCGUGAUGCAGUUGAUCGACUGGGAAAAGCAAUUUUAAAAUAUAUUCAACAUUGUAUACAACAUGUAAAAAGCAUGACUGAAAAUAAAAUAAAAUUAGAUUAG